UUCCUGAUGAAACAAAUCAUUAAAAUUCUGCUUUGAUUUGGCAAAUUUGCAACAGAAGACAACUUGUAUCUUGCAUGGUCACACCCUCCAUUUCUGCUUAUAAAAGGAGCAUGCAUAGUGCUUCCUUUCUACACAUAUCAUCAACACUCUUCCUAGCACUAUAGUCUUUCUUAAUUAGUUCCAUCUCUGUGUUGAAGUUGAGCACUACCAUAUACCAGUAGUUCACUACAUUUGAAACCUUAGGCAAUACUCUAUAUAUAUAUAUCUAGUUACCUUAACUAACUAUCAGAAAUGGCAUCAAGCUCAAUGUCAGCUACAGGAUCAUGGAGUGCUAAGGACAACAAGGCCUUUGAAAGGGCUCUAGCUGUUUAUGACAAGGACACCCCUGACCGAUGGAACAAUGUUGCCCUUGCUGUUGGAGGGAAAACUCCUGAUGAAGUGAAAAGGCACUAUGAGCUACUCCUCAGAGACAUUACUCAAAUUGAAUCGGGCCAAGUUCCUUUCCCAAACUACAAGAAAACUGCUGAAUCUGAUGAAGAGGGGAAAAGGCUGAAAAACAUGGAGCUCCAGUGACCAGACAAUAGGAAUCAACAACAAAUAAUUUGUGAUUUUCACCACCCACCAAGUUUUCUAGAAUCCUUAUUGUAGUACCUAGUGUGUUACAUGCAUACUGAUAUGUAGCACCAAUGCCGAGUAGUAUUACUGCUAUUUCAUAAGAAUCACAUCCCAUGGUUCCAUGCUUGUCAUUCAGUUCAAUCUGUUUAGAUGAAUAAAUGACUCUGUCGUAGUUCCCAUCCAUAAUAAAGUUUCAAUUUAAUGUUGUUAUCAUUUGUCAAAGACAAAAUGUGUCUGUUAUCUAGUCUCAAAUAACACAUAAAAUAAUCAAAAUGUUGCAUUAAUUUAGUCUUCUUACCCUUAACCUUCUGAUAAAGAUUCCUUUGAGUUCAGUUAUUCUCAACCAAUGUUCAUUGAUCAGGCCAAUAUCACGAAUUAUUAGUACGUGAGUACGCUGUUGUCAGAGCAAAACAUCUUUUAUAUUGAAUUGCGUAAUUAUAUAGUUAUAGCUAGUAAAAAUUAUAUCAUACUCAAUAUAUAAACUUAAAAAGUAGAUUAUCAAAUUUAGUUACCUGUUUUUCUCUUUGGGUAAUCAAAAGGUUCUACAUUGUUCAGAACUAGAUGUUGAAAAGAGUUUAUAUAUAUAUACUUUUUUUCUUAG
Messenger RNA from Vigna radiata var. radiata (mung bean), 1216 nucleotides. Its product is annotated as protein RADIALIS-like 3. Lineage: Eukaryota; Viridiplantae; Streptophyta; Magnoliopsida; Fabales; Fabaceae. Gene Ontology annotation, molecular function: DNA-binding transcription factor activity. The coding region runs from base 292 to 573 and encodes 93 amino acids. The transcript is spliced from 2 exons. The record is from RefSeq and is a predicted model, not a curated record.